ACAGUGUCAACAGGAUAAAGCCACCAGCAGUUUCGCUGUAGAGGCAUUCCGAGGAUUCCCCGCGCUCCGUCCUCUCUACCUGUCCGACAGGUGUAGCCGGCUGUCUCCGCCGACGCGCUCAGAGGCAGAGGGGGGGGAAGGCGCUCCGAGCGGCGGCCGUUCAUGCUCAUCUAUGGGUGAGUGUCUGCGGAAAGCUUGUCCGUGUCUGGAGGCACUAUGGCAGAGGAUGUUCGACCACAAGAAGGCUUCUCCCGGAGAAGCAGGAGUAAACGGCGGCGGUGAGGAGAGCCCGCCGCCAGCGAGCCCGCCCCCGCAGGAGAGGGGGUCCGAGAGCGGCUCUAUGUACACGGCCAUCUGGCCCUUUGAAUCCCGGCACACGGACGAGCUGUCGUUCCAGGAAGGGGACCUGUUCAGCGUCAUCAGCCGCAGCGGGGACUGGUGGACCGCACGGAGGAUCGACAGGAACGGGUGCGUCCUGGACACCGGCAUCGUGCCCAGUAACUACCUGGUCCGGGCUGAAUCCCUGGAAACGCAGCCAUGGUUUUUUGGGACAAUGAACCGCUUCGAGGCCCAAAGCCACCUGCUGGGACCAGGAAACGACGAGGGAGCUUUCCUCAUUCGACAGAGUGAGAAAGACAACGUUGGAUACGUUCUUUCAGUGAAGUCGAGCAGCGGCGUGAAGCAUUUUAAGAUCCUCCAAGGAGAUGAAAGUCACUUUUUCGUGGAGCCCAACCACGACUUCAGCUCUCUGAUUGACUUGGUGGAGCACUACUGCGCCAACAGCCUGAACAACACAUGCACGCUGGGAAACCCCUGCAGGAGGAAAAAGCCCAACACUCCAGAUUUGAAUCAUUUCACUGUGGAUGAGUGGGAGCUCCCGAAAGAGGAGUUCAGCCUGGAGGAGGAGCUGGGCAGCGGCUACUUCGCUGAUGUCUACCAGGGACGCUGGAAAAAUCUCAUUAAAGUCGCCAUCAAGAUCCUCAAAAGUGACUCGGAGCUGAACCACCGUGAGUUUCAGAGGGAAGUCCAGAUCCUGAAGAGUCUCCGCCACCGUCACCUCAUCUCGCUGUUUGCCAUCUGCACGGCCUCGGCGCCUUACUGGAUCAUCACCGAGCUGAUGGAGAAAGGCAGCCUGCUCAGCUUCCUCAGAAGUGCAGAGGGGCAGAAUCAAGACACGGUGUCGCUCGUUGACAUGGGUGCCCAGGUGGCUGAUGGGAUGUCAUACCUGGAGGAGCAGAACAGCAUCCACAGAGAUCUGGCGGCUCGAAACGUCCUGGUGGGGGAGGACAACAUCUGUAAGGUGGCCGACUUCGGACUGGCCAGAGUGAUCAAGGAGCCGUUCUACAUCACAGAGGACAAAAAGAUUCCCUACAAGUGGAGCGCUCCUGAGGCCAUCAGCCACGGAAAGUUCUCCAACAAGUCGGACGUCUGGUCUUUUGGCGUCUUGCUCUAUGAGAUCACCACCUACGGAGGCGUUCCUUACCCAGCCUUUAGCAACCAGGAGGUGUACCAGCAGGUCACCAAAGGGUACAGGAUGCCAGCUCCGGCCAAAUGUCCCAACUUUCUCUACCAGAUCAUGCUGAAAUGCUGGAGCGCCGCACCGGCCGACCGGCCGGAUUUCAAGUCCCUCAAGGUCCAACUGGACAGCAGCUCUUACGAGAUGGAGUAACCGUCCCCUGACGUCCUGCAGUUACACACUCAUCGCCACAGAGGGGCAGCAGAUAGUCGCUGAGACGCCGGCCUCCUUGGACCGGACUUGGACUGUGACACCUAAACCUGCAAAGCUUGAUGUAUUUUAUUCAGUCCACUGGGGCUGCAACCAUUGAUUAUUUUAUUAUCAGUUAAUCUGCUGACUCUUUUUAGAGCUGAAACCAUUAAAUAAAUUUGCAACAAUUUUUAAAUCGA
Chelmon rostratus (copperband butterflyfish) is the source of this 1905-nucleotide messenger RNA. RefSeq names its product PTK6 protein tyrosine kinase 6b (gene ptk6b). The coding region runs from base 173 to 1669 and encodes 498 amino acids. Gene Ontology annotation, biological process: innate immune response; protein phosphorylation; cell surface receptor protein tyrosine kinase signaling pathway. Gene Ontology annotation, cellular component: extrinsic component of cytoplasmic side of plasma membrane. Gene Ontology annotation, molecular function: non-membrane spanning protein tyrosine kinase activity; signaling receptor binding; ATP binding. The record is from RefSeq and is a predicted model, not a curated record. NCBI's taxonomy places the organism in Eukaryota, Metazoa, Chordata, Actinopteri, Chaetodontiformes, Chaetodontidae. The transcript is spliced from 8 exons.